ACCCUCCGCUAUUCCGGUCAGCUGACCAAGAGUCAGUCUGCUGACUGUCAAACCCUCCAAGUCUGCACUGAUACUGGGAGACUACCGUCACCGGGCCGAACCCUGCUCUGGCCAUGUUAUCGGAGCUCCUUUCUCGGGCAGCCACCUGACACCCUCCGCUGUGAUCCGGAAGUGCAACGGUUAGCCUAAACACGCCAAAGUCGCGGAAACAGCCGGAUUCUCCCUGUCUUCCGUGACCGCUCAUCUGGUCGUCUCCAUCCCGAGCCCGUGUGACUCCAGCCGGCCCACCUCCCAGGCAGCUUCCGCUGACAGCCAUGGCCCUGCUGGACCUCGCCAUGCAGGGCCUCGCCGUGUUCGGCUUCAUCCUGUUCUUCGUGCUGUGGCUCAUGCACUUCAUGUCCAUCAUCUAUGUACGUCUUCACCUCCACAAGAAAAGACCAGAGGUCAAACAGCCAUUCAUGCAGCUAGCUGGAGUUUCUCUGCUGAAGCCACUAAAAGGAGUUGACCCGAACCUGAUCUCCAACCUGGAGACAUUCUUUACACUGGAUUACCCAAAGUUUGAAAUCCUGCUGUGCAUUCAGGAUCAAGACGAUCCAGCUGUUGACGUCUGCAAAAAGUUGUUGGGAAAAUACCCGAAUGUAGACGCUCGAUUAUUCAUUGGAGGGAAGAAAGUUGGAAUUAACCCCAAGAUCAAUAACUUGAUGCCGGGCUACGAAGGAGCUAAAUAUGGCCUGGUGUGGAUCUGUGACAGUGGCAUCAGAGUGAAACCGGACACCCUGACAGAUAUGACUAAUCAGAUGACAGAGAAGGUGGGACUGGUACAUGGGUUACCGUACGUUGCCGACCGCCAAGGUUUCGCUGCCACACUGGAACAGGUGUACUUUGGGACAUCCCACCCCCGCUCAUACAUCUCGGCUAAUGUGACUGGGAUAAAGUGCGUGACGGGUAUGUCAUGUCUGAUGAGGAAGGAUGUUCUGGAUCAGGCCGGCGGAUUGGUCGCCUUCGCCCAGUACAUUGCUGAGGAUUACUUCAUGGCUAAAGCUAUUGCUGACAGAGGCUGGAAAUUCUCCAUGGCGACACAGGUGGCGCUGCAGAAUUCUGGAUCUUACUCCAUUGGCCAGUUCCAGUCCCGCAUGAUCAGGUGGACGAAGUUGAGGAUCAACAUGCUUCCCGGCACCGUGCUUGAGCCUGUUUCCGAAUGCUUCCUCGCCAGUCUCAUCAUCGGCUGGGCCGCUCAUUACGUGUUCAGGUACACAGUUGACCACACAGGGAUGAGAUCAUUGGUUGACUGGGCUGUGACUGAUUAUUGGUUGAUGACAUCACCACAGGGCGGCCCUCUGUGCUUCUCGAAGCUCGACUUUGCAGUCGCCUGGUUCAUCAGGGAGUCGAUGGCGGUGCAGAUCUUCCUGUCGGCUCUGUGGGACCCAACCAUCAGCUGGAGGACUGGACGCUACCGGCUACGUUGCGGAGGCACCGCUGAGGAGAUCCUCGAUGUCUAGUUACCUCGGUGACGGACCUCAUCUGCCCCUCCACCCUCACCUCCUCAUUACAGCGAGGAGAGGAAGAGACUGAUGUUUGUUUUUGUUUUUCUCUUUUUUUAUGAGGGAAAAACUGAAGAGUGUGCAUGUGUGCGUGUGCACAUGAGCGUGCGUGUGUGUGUGCGUGUUUUAACUAUUUAUCUUUCUUUUGGUGCUAAAAGCUGAAAGACGCCAGAACAAGCCAAUGAGAGAGCAGGAAGCAAGGAAAUAUGUGAGCGACACAUGCACUGAAUCAUCUGGUCUCUGAUCAGAGCAAGAAAACAGGAAGACCGUGAGCCAAUCAGGACAGAGGACUACACAAUACUCCCACCUGAUUGGCUGAUAUUAUUUUGCAUGGAAGGUAUUGACGGGCAUAAAAUAGGCAUGAACGAGAGCAGACGUUUUACUCUGAAAGUCCUCUGUGCUGUCAGAUAUUUAAAAAACUACUUAAUUUGAGACUGCAGCACAAACUUGAAUGUGACAUUCGUCACAUUCACAUAUCAGAAGAACAAGAGUCAGCUUUCACUGUUUUUCUAUUGCAAAGUCUUCUCUUCUUCGGUGGUUUUUGAAAAGCUGGAGCUGGAGGACUGUGCUGUUUUCAGAGUAAAAUAUCUGAAACCUUCUGAUUAUCACGACUUUUAUCCGUUUCCAUUGUUUUACAAAAGUAAACAAAAAAAACAAAACCUUUUGGAUAAAAGAGGAAAAUCUGUCCUGGGUGGUUCUGACUGGAUGAGCUGAAGUCGUCCAGUUCUGGUUCUGGAGUCAUAAAGAGACUUCAGCUGAAACUAAUCUUCAGCUCCGGAAUCAUCUUUACGUGAAAGGUGAAUUAUAUUCAGCUUCUGAGCCUUGUGAGUCACUACAGGAAAGCAGCUGCUUGGUUUUUGCUUUGGUCCAUAAAAUCUGUGCAGCUUUAGGAUAAACAUAAAAAAAAAAUGCAAAGAUGAGCAGCUGAAGGACUUGAGGCCGCUGACUGUCGUUUGGGGAAAAAAAUGAAGUGAACAAUGAACAAGUGAAGUUUUCUCUUAAUUCAUCAUUAAGUUAUUUGAAAAACAAAAUCCUUGUAAUGAAAUGAAGUCGUCAGAAUGUCAUUAUUUUGUCAUUGUGAAGGUGCAAAGGUACGGAAACGUGACGACAUUAUUGUCACAAAAUCAACAAGUUCAAUCAUCAGUUCAGCUGCAAAACCCAUAAACGGUAAAAUACUCUUUAGUCCGAUGUGAGAUGCACAUCAUUAUUAAAAAUAAAAAUAAAUUAAAUAUUUCUUUGCCAUUUCAUUUUAAAUUGUUAAAACAACACGAGUAUAAAAUUGAUCUAAAUUUUAAACUGAAAAGAUUAGAAAACUUCUAAAGGGAUUGUUGUCUUCUUGAGUAAAAUCCAGAAACAAAAAAAAUUACAGCGGGAAAAGAGUUGUCUUAAUUAAAAAACUAAAUUACCAAAUGAGACAAUAACUUUUCUGGGAGCUCAAAUGUAUUUUUCUCCCCUGAUUUAAUCUCUGACCCUGGAAAACACUUGGGAAUCUAGCACUGAAUGAAUUCCAGUAUUUUUUGUAAGGAACGGUUGUAGCAUUUCAAGAAUUUCUCUUAAUGUAAAAAAAAAAAAAAAAAGAAAAAGGACCAAAAAUCCACAUUUCUGAAGUUUUCAGUCUGAACACUGUGUAUGUGUGUGAGGAUGUGAGAGAAAAAGUGUUUCUUUAAGCUCAAUGUUAGCGUUUAGCUGUUACCGUAGCCACUUGCGGUUUGGUUGAUGACAUCACUCUGUCGGAUGAACCCUCGUGGCCAGUCAGAUGAAUCAUGUUUGUUUAUUGUUGUUGUUGUUGUUUAUUUUUUCUAAAGACUUAUCUAAUGUGGAACAGACCAAUCACAGUUCACAACUGUGUCACGAUAGGAACAAUAAAGUUUUAUCUCAACCUAAAA
Haplochromis burtoni (Burton's mouthbrooder) is the source of this 3427-nucleotide messenger RNA. It is a transcript of the gene ugcg, whose product is annotated as UDP-glucose ceramide glucosyltransferase. The transcript has 9 exons. The coding region runs from base 315 to 1499 and encodes 394 amino acids. Gene Ontology annotation, molecular function: ceramide glucosyltransferase activity. Gene Ontology annotation, biological process: glucosylceramide biosynthetic process. The record is from RefSeq and is a predicted model, not a curated record. Gene Ontology annotation, cellular component: membrane. NCBI's taxonomy places the organism in Eukaryota, Metazoa, Chordata, Actinopteri, Cichliformes, Cichlidae.